Lytechinus variegatus (green sea urchin) is the source of this 4868-nucleotide messenger RNA. RefSeq lists its product as uncharacterized. NCBI's taxonomy places the organism in Eukaryota, Metazoa, Echinodermata, Echinoidea, Temnopleuroida, Toxopneustidae. The record is from RefSeq and is a predicted model, not a curated record. The transcript has 6 exons. Gene Ontology annotation, molecular function: calcium ion binding. The coding region runs from base 974 to 2050 and encodes 358 amino acids.
CAGCUCGUAUUGUUCCCAACGAAUCGAAGUGACAUUAGGUGGCCGCUAUGCACUAUUGAUUCUCCAGCAGUCCAUACUACACUAGUUUCCGGUAAACCAACCCACCCCUCUGUUUUCCUCUCGUAUUUUGUUCUUUUACACUUCUCUACCCCCCUCGCACGAUUUUCCCUUUUUACUCAGGUGUGUUGGAAGGGAAUGAUCAGUCUACUGUAGUAACUGCACAGGGAUCAGUCACAAGUGUGCUUACGACCAAACAUCACUCGCUCCCAAAUCUUCGCAAGUGCACGACCUCUUCUUUGGUUGCUUUUCAUUCACCUCCUUGCUCGCCUACGCACGCCGACGUGUCUCCGCAUCAACCCCCCAGUUCAUUGACAAAAUAUUUGGAGUUUGCUGCCAAGAUAUCCUGAUCGACACUUUCUUUGCCGGACGAGAAACGUCACAGGUCUCUUGCCAGUUGUAAAGUAGGAGAGAGAGAGAGAAAAUAAGUUAUAUUUCCCUUUCCGAUCGUCGUUCAUUCAUAGAGAGAUGAGACGCCGGAGGACUCACAUCAUGCACAUGUUCUGGCUGUAGGAAGAGAAGAGUAAACCUUAACAUUCAACUGUUGAGUCAGAAAUCCAGAUAUCAGAUCUUCAACCGAACUAUCGAAAUAGAUUUCAACUUCGACUGCAACUAUUUCAAGAUUGAAAAUAUUACAUCUGUAUCCGUAUCAUCUAGAGAAUGUGUUUAAAUGUUACUGGGUUCCAGGGUUCUACAAUCUAGAUUGUGAGGUUUCGCAACAAGUUGGAGAAUGUCUAUGCUUUAAAGAAACUUAUCUUCUUUUGGAUUUGGAUGACGAUUAACUAGGUGUUGGUCAAUCGGUAGGAGACAUUUAUAGCAGAUGAGCUGCUAAUUUUCAAAGGAUUUAAACUGGUAGUACCCGUUUGGAAGUUUUACUAUUCUUCGGUCCAAGAAACGUCCUAUAAAUAAUAUCAGAAUGCAUUGUCAAACGAGGAUAACCGUGUUCUGCUUCCUAUACGUCUUCUCCAUCACGUCAAGUAGCUCUCUGCCGAAGAGCGCGCAUCCCCGAACGAACCGGAAGCACAUGGAUCUCACCGUCAGAUCUGUGAAGGAAACAGAUGCCGACACCAAAUCAUUGACCAAGAUAGACUCGGAAGCAUUAGCAGACUUUCCAUCAAUAGAUGAAGAGUACAGUAUGAACAGUAUCGUUGACGACGGACCUAUUUACACCUGCGAGGAGAUAUUUCAGAUGACAGACCUCAACGAGGAUGGACGCGUAACGGAAGCAGAGUACAGACAGGCCAACCCCAACAUGACGGAUUUAGAAAUGUCGUUCGUCUUCCAGAGAUACGAUCCUGACUGCGACGGCAACAUCUACAUAGAGAACCUGUGUGGAAAUAUCGUCGACGGCGCCGGUAUAGAGAUUGAGAUGGGCGUGGCUGGCCAACUUCCUGACCCGAUGGAAGUUAACUGCAGAACACUGUCGAUGCAAAUCUGUGACAAGGAAUCAUUUUUGGUUGUUUGGGAACAAAUUGAGGCCGAAGAGACAGCCGAUAAUACACUUUGCAGGGCUUUACAGACACACAUCGAAUGUGUUAGCCGGGAAAACAAAUACUGUGGCCUGGAUGACUACGUUGCUGACGUCAAACAGACCGUAGCCAGCUUUAUCCGGUCAGGAAUAUGUCCAAACAUUCACGUCAACGAGGAAACCGUCUCGGGAAUCCCAUCAUCAGGGGUGCGACAGGUCCGAUCAGCUAAGAAUGGUCACAGGUCGAGGCAUAGCAAUAGUCUUAGGAACACGGACGUGGACCCGACCACCCUGCUCAGAUCCUCGCAUACGUGUUUGAGGUCGACAAUGGAACCCUGCAAUACGAACUUUAUCUCAUCGCUAAGAUCGGGGAAUGUCGAUCCCUGCGAAACGCUGGUCGAUUACAGGCGAUGCGCACGGAAAUCGACGCGGAGAUGUCAAGACAGAACAAACGCGAUGCGCAUCAGAGACGGCAUCAAGUCCAUCACCCGCGCGCACAGAAAAGCCAAGCUUUGUGUACAAUAGACAUCACUACUGAUAUACAGAAUCAAAGAAGAACAAUGCCGCAAGAACUCAGAAACUGUAUAUUUUACUCUGUGAGCAUUGUAGCGAGUGUGAUAUUAUUCGAGGUCUCUAAGACAGUUACUUGUAUUGAUGUUCAUGGGAACAUGGAGAACAGCACUGGGACUAUGGGGCCAAGCCCUUCCAUGGUUUUCCUGUAUCAUGUAACUGUGCGAAUAGAUUCAAAGUAUGUCCAAGACCACGAGGAAGACGACGGGAAGCUACGGGUUUUCUCCUGGAACUGGAACUUCGAGCCAAAAUCCGCCGUUGUCAUUGCUGUUAAUUAUCCUAAGAGGCUUUUUCUACCCAUUCUGUGAUAUCGGUUGUACUGCCUCAUUCGAAAAUAAUUUGUGGCAGAGUAGGAGAUCUGAGGACGCUAUUCUGGCAAGAGGCUGCGAUGCCAAGGCGCCGUCUUACUUCAUUAAUCCGUUGACUGCUGAGUUCUCUAGGCUUUGUACACGGACUACCUGUUUCCAGUAGGCAACUGGUUAAAAUAUGUUAGCAUCAUAGCAACAGUAUUCAUCAUGUUCAUUUGUAUUCACUACAUAGAAUCCGCUCAAAUACGAAUGUAACUCCGUUCUAUACUCUAUCAUGAACAUCUGCAGGACGCAAUGGUAGACGUAUGGUUUCAAUGAGUAUCUAUGAAUAGAACUUUGUUCAAGUAUCGUUCAGUAGUAAACUUUCAAUUCUAAACGACAAGAUACUUAUUUCAUGAAGUUUCUCACUUGUAUUGCUACCUCAAGAAAUAGAGUGAACAUUUUCCCUACAAAGUUAUUAAUUUAGAGUAGCGAUGUUGUCUACUUUUGGAAAAGCUUUCAAACGGUAAUAGAUUGAAUUAUUAAUUAAUUUAUUUUAUUUCACUAUGAAUCUGAAAAAAAUACAUGUCCGAAACACUCUUAUUAAAGGGAUCUAUUUUUUCACUCAAACUUAGUCAUUGUUGUUAUUUGAUAUUUAACCAAUCGCGAAAUAGAAAAAAAUAUUCUGUGUAAAAUAUAGAUUUAUACCAGUCUGAAAAUCCCCCCCCCUCCAAAAAAUAAUAAUAAUGAAUAUUAAGUUACAAUUAAAGUAUAAUUGUGCUCAUGGGAUUUUCAUUUUAUCAUCGGGGUUUUUCUAGAUUUUUUGAGGAAUAGCAAUAUCACGUUAAAAGUAAAUUAUCAUAAUCGUACCAUUUCGAAGGAAAAGGAGACAAUACGUUAAAAUACUCUCAUAGUAGAUUCAUAUCGUAUCUGGGAUCGUAUGUCAUUUAUUUCAUAGAUAUCAUGAAUAUUGGAACAUAUACAUUUUUUUGAUAAAUGGAGAAUAUUCGACAGAAAUUGUAAAUAGCGAUGUAAAAUUUAAUCAUGACAAUAUAUUAUAAUUAUUAUGUAUUUUGAAUCCAAAUUGUUUUAUUCCUUUAGAGUAUUCAUAUUCCACUAUAAAGUAUCGCUAUGCUUAUAAUUUUGUGUUUAUAAAUAUUACACUGCCACAUUAGUUUAAUCGAUUUUAUGACAACUGUACAUAUAUUUAUAUGUUAUGUAUAAAAGGGUAGGUAACCAAAUCAUUUGUUUUCAUCUGAAUAUCAUAUGUCUACAUCUUUCCAUGUCGAUAUAUCCGAGUUCUCCAUUUUGUAUAGGAGGCAUUUACUAUGAUUUAUUUUUCUUAAAAGUCAAGACCUUGAUAUUUGUAAUACUCUCUAUUUCUUAAACUAACAUAAUGUAUAUUGAGCAUGGUGCUACCUUUGGCGUUUAUUUCCUGUCGAAUAAAGAGAGGAGUGAUUUCAUUUAUUUCAGAACAAAGACAGGAAUAAUAAUCUGAUAAUGAUAAUUAUGUUGCAUAAAAUUUCACAUUAAUGGCCAUGAUUUGGUACUUUACAUAAUUAUUGUCGUUUAAUUUUAAUAUGAAUAUUUAUAAACCAUAUCGAAGUUCAAUUCUUUAGAAGUUUCGAAUUACUUGCAUGAAUCAGGUCUGCAAGCGUGAUUUACUUACUAACCCCCAAGUGUUUCGAUAAUUCGAAUUGAAGUAUUGCAUGUUAUAUGUGUCUUUGAAUUGAUUUCGCCUAGAUCAUCCUUGCCUUGUUAACAUUAAAAAGCUAAUACCUAUUUGGGAUGGAAUUCAUUAUUCCAUGACAGUAUUUUACCUGUGUUUCUAGACUUCAAAUUAUAAAAGAGCUCAUCAGCUUGCGACUGAUCGAAAUAAUUCAUUUUGUUGAAACUGAAUUUUCUAACAUCAUUUUUGUUUUUAUAUCCAUGCAGGUUUACUAAAACCCUUGUAUCUGCUAUCUUUUACGUACAAUUAUGGUACACUUUACACACUAUCUUCAUGUAAUGUUGUAUGUGUUUCAUUCAUUUUCAGCAGGCUGUUUUAAAUAUAAUGACAACUCUAGUUUGAAAACGGGUCUCUUUAUUCCUAAAUUAUUUUCUUUCUUUAAUAGGAAGAGUUUACUAGAUUAUGUAAAUGUCCUUUAUGCUAGCUGGGCUUUUAUCUCUAAUAUUGUUUUGAACAUCUUAACCUUUCUCUGGCGAACAGCUUAUCCGUUAUUAUUUUUAAGUUAUCGAUUGCACGUUAAUCUUGCACCUCUAUUGAUUCAAAAUGAUGUGGAACGCGACGUUAUUAUGACGUCACAGAGUGUAUGGGGAGAUGACGACAGUGUAAGCAGAGUUGUGUGUAAUUAAUAUUUGAAAAUUAAAUACUAUAAAUAGUGCCUUGUACAGUCUAAGGAAGAGUGUAUUCGUAUGUAUUAAUUGUCAUGCCCUAUUUUGUAUUCAUAGUCGUGUCAAUUAAAAGACAAGAUAUUGAAAUUUAA